AUGAAUGAAAAAGAUAUCGGACCAGAGUUCGUCAAUGAUGCCGAGUCGGGCAGCCUAAACCAACAAGCCUAUACACGGGGAGGCUCUGCCGAAGACAAGAGUCUCGUCCGGAAACAAGACCUGAGAAUCCUCCCUAUCUCUUGUGGCAUCUAUCUAUUGUGCUAUCUCGAUCGAUCCAACAUCGGCAAUGCCAAGGUCUUGAAUGCUUCCACACACAACGACUUGCUCUCGGAGACCAACAUGACGGCAUAUCAAUACACCAUCGCCCUGAUGGUCUUCCUUAUCGCUUACAUGGUUUUCGAGGUGCCUUCGAACUAUUUCCUAAAGCGUCUGUCACCAAGCAAGUGGAUUGCCUUCCUCAUGUUCUCAUGGUCAGUCAUGACUAUGGGGUUAGGCGGUGUGCAUAAUUUUGCAGGAGUUACGGCAUUGCGUUUCUUGUUGGGAGUCUUCGAAGCUGGCCUUUUCCCCGGCCUGGUCUACUAUCUGACUUUCUGGUACCGCACCGACGAGCGUUCAAUCCGCGUUGCCUUUAUUCUUGCCUCCGCGACUUUGGCAGGAGCCUUUGGCGGUGCCAUUGCUUACGGUGUUGGACACAUGAAUGGUACAGGUGGACUGUCUGCUUUCCGUUGGUUGUUCAUUCUCGAAGGUCUCCCAUCAUUACUAUCUGCACCUUUGGUCUGGUUCUUUCUGCCUGACUACCCCGAAACUGUCAAAUGGCUAUCUCCUGAGGAGAAAGCGCUGGCAGCAGAAAGACUCAAGUACGAGGGCUCUCACGGUGACAGCAAGAGCAUGACAUGGCAAGAUGCCAAAAUUACUCUUACUGACUGGAGACUCUAUGCCCAUUACGCCAUCUACUUUGGAAUUUCGACACCUUUCUCCAGCUUAUCGCUCUUCACACCUACCAUUACGGCUGGUUUGGGCUUCAAGGAUCUUACAGCACAACUUAUGACCGUACCCCCUUAUGCGGUAGCAUAUGUUGUCACACUUCUGGUUUCAUGGUCUGCUGACCACUUCGAUGCACGAGCUCUACAUUCGGCCAUCUUUGCCACGGUAGGCGCAAUCGGCUUUUUAGCCUCUGCUGUACUUCCACCAGACGCAUAUAACGCUCGUUACGGCUGCCUGAUCGUCGCCGCCGCCGGCUCAUUCUCUUGUAUCCCACCACUGUUAGGCUGGCUCUCAUCCAACCUUCACAGUACAGCUGCAGCCGGAUUGGCCAUUGCUUUGAACAUCUCGUUUGGUGCCCCUGGACAAAUCACCGGCGUAUGGAUUUACAAGGCAGAAGAGAAGAAAAAGGGUUACCCAACAGGACAUUGGGUCAAUGCAGGCUUGUUGUUUUUCGUCGCAGCUGGUUGUAUAUCUCUGCUGUUCUUUUACAAGUUCAAGAAUAGGACAUUGAGGAGAGAAGGAGCGGAAAGACUGUUUAGAUACUGA
Messenger RNA from Aureobasidium subglaciale EXF-2481, 1431 nucleotides. RefSeq lists its product as uncharacterized. The transcript is spliced from 3 exons. The coding region runs from base 1 to 1431 and encodes 476 amino acids. Gene Ontology annotation, biological process: transmembrane transport. Gene Ontology annotation, molecular function: transmembrane transporter activity. Gene Ontology annotation, cellular component: membrane. The record is from RefSeq and is a predicted model, not a curated record. Lineage: Eukaryota; Fungi; Ascomycota; Dothideomycetes; Dothideales; Saccotheciaceae.